AUGUACUUCUUGUUGGCAUUUGUCUCUUAUAUCCUAAUUAUUACAGUCAACUUAACUUUGAUCUUAACAGUGAUCAUGGAAAAAAGCCUCCAUGAGCCCAUGUAUAUUUUCCUCUCUAAUCUAUGCUUGAAUAGCCUUUAUGGGACUGUUGGUUUUUACCCUAAAUGUUUGCUGGACUUGCUAUCUGAUACUCACACAAUAACCUACAGUUGGUGCUUACUACAAGUUUAUGUGAUUUAUUCCUCUGUCCUUUGUGAAAUCUCAAAUAUUACAGUAAUGUCUUUUGACCGCUAUGUGGCAAUUUGCAGACCACUGCAAUACCACAGUAUUUUGACUCCACAUGCUGUGCUUAAGCUGCUUUUUGUUUUAAUUCUUAUUUCAUAUGUUUUUAUUGUUCGAGUUUGUAUAUCCUCCAAUGAGGGCAGAACAAAGUUUACUAAAACUUGUUUGCCCCAUAUUUUGAGAUGA
Molecule: messenger RNA, 468 nt
Organism: Alosa alosa (allis shad)
Lineage: Eukaryota; Metazoa; Chordata; Actinopteri; Clupeiformes; Clupeidae
Product: olfactory receptor 6N1-like
Exons: 3
Coding region: 1-468 (155 amino acids)
Biological process (GO): G protein-coupled receptor signaling pathway
Cellular component (GO): membrane
Molecular function (GO): G protein-coupled receptor activity
Source: RefSeq, a predicted model, not a curated record